Chionomys nivalis (European snow vole) is the source of this 1572-nucleotide messenger RNA. It is a transcript of the gene Rfxap, whose product is annotated as regulatory factor X associated protein. Gene Ontology annotation, biological process: regulation of transcription by RNA polymerase II. The transcript has 3 exons. Gene Ontology annotation, cellular component: nucleus. The record is from RefSeq and is a predicted model, not a curated record. NCBI's taxonomy places the organism in Eukaryota, Metazoa, Chordata, Mammalia, Rodentia, Cricetidae. Bases 190 to 807 code for a protein of 205 amino acids.
UGCCGGACGCUCCCGGUUCCGGACGUCUCGCCGGUGGCUGGGGAGACACGGUUGUGUUCUUCAAGUGCUGACGGGCCGCGGCGGCGGACCCGGGGCUCUGGCGGCAUCACGGAGGCACAGGCUGUGUCCGAGGGUUCGGGGCCGGGCGCCGCCGGUCCCGGGACGGCCCCUCCGGUGACGGUACUAGUGAUGCGGCAGGACGAGGCCGCGGCCGAUGGCGCGCUAAGGCCGGGCCCGGCGGGGAGCGAGGCGGCGGUGGAUGCCGAGGACGAGGCGGGGGACGACGACGCCGACCUGCUGGACACUUCGGAUCCGACAGGCGGUGGCGAGAGUGCGGCCAGCCCCGAGGAGCUGGAGGACGAGGGUGCCGAGGGCGGCGGCGGCGGGGCGCGCAGGCGGGGCGCCAAGACCUGCACCUACGAGGGCUGCCGCGAGACCACCAGCCAGGUAGCCAAGCAGCGCAAGCCCUGGAUGUGCAAGAAGCACCGCAACAAGAUGUACAAGGACAAGUACAAGAAGAAGAAGAGCGAUCAGGCCCAGGGCUCCGGCGGCGCCUCGGCGGCCAGCGCAGGCAAUGUCAAGCUAGAGGAAAGUGCAGACAACAUACUCUCCAUUGUCAAGCAAAGAACGGGAUCUUUCGGGGACCGCCCUGCAAGGCCUACUCUGUUAGAACAAGUGUUAAAUCAGAAAAGACUGUCAUUACUAAGAAGUCCAGAAGUUGUCCAGUUUUUACAGAAACAGCAGCAGCUAUUAAAUCAACAAGUUUUGGAGCAAAGACAGCAGCAGUUUCCAGGAGCACCAGUGUGAGUGGCUCACAAACUCUGGUUUCUCUUACUAUAAUCGAUGGAUGGACUUUUAUACUAAAGGUGAUAUCCUGAUAGUCAGGCAUUGGUGGUGCACACCUGCAAUCCCUGUACUUGGGAGACUGAGCCAAGAGGAUCCCAAGUUUGAGCCAGCCUGAGCUACAUAGCAAGUUUCUUUCUUAAAAAAAAAACAGAGGUAGAGACAGGCUGUUAGUAAAAAUAUUUUCCUGUAAAUGUGCGUGUGCAUUUGGGGAUAGAUAAGUAUUGCAUUUUUGCAUUUAAUCCUUCUAGAUCGCUAUGAGUUUGAAAAAAAUCACCUUUACAGUUUUUAAUGUUUUUCUUCAGUUGUGCAUACUGGAGCUAAUGAGGCAGUUACUUUCUGUGGAAGUUAUAGUUCAGAGUAAUAUCAAUUCAUCCGGCACCAUGAUUCUCUCCAGAAGCAUGGAACGGAGUGUUUUGGGAUGUCAUAGAGACAUUAAACAUAGCUAGACUGGGGUGAGGGGCCAGGAAUACUGAAUGUUUUCAGGGUCUGUGAUGUUCCCUUGCCAGUAAUGUACCUCAGCUGCAGCGAUAACCUGAGGUCAGAGUGCCAAGGUCAGGUUCUCGUAAUAACCGUUCUGUUCAGACAGGCGCUGUGAGAGCUGAGCGUGCUCACACCUGUGAGGACAGUGGUUGUGUAAACUACAGAGCGCACCAAGCUGGCACUUGGCUGUUGGUGUCUCUCUCCGCCAAGGCAGACCAUCUCUUGAAUUUGUCAACAGUUUAGACA